Messenger RNA from Fundulus heteroclitus (mummichog), 1740 nucleotides. Its product is annotated as gap junction alpha-3 protein. Gene Ontology annotation, cellular component: connexin complex. The transcript is spliced from 4 exons. Gene Ontology annotation, biological process: cell communication. The coding region runs from base 58 to 1506 and encodes 482 amino acids. Lineage: Eukaryota; Metazoa; Chordata; Actinopteri; Cyprinodontiformes; Fundulidae. The record is from RefSeq and is a predicted model, not a curated record.
CCCGCCGCCGGGGGGAGACGUGCCUCAGAGGGGAGCGGCUAGAAAAUUAAUUGAAGCAUGGCUGACUGGAGCUUUCUAGGGCGGCUGUUGGAGAAUGCUCAAGAACACUCCACUGUGAUUGGAAAGGUUUGGCUUACUGUCCUGUUCAUUUUCCGCAUCCUGGUGCUUGGCGCCGCUGCUGAAGAGGUCUGGGGUGACGAGCAGUCAGACUUCACCUGCAACACCCAGCAGCCCGGUUGCGAGAACGUCUGCUAUGACGAGGCCUUCCCCAUCUCCCAUAUCCGCUUCUGGGUGCUGCAGAUCAUCUUUGUUUCAACGCCCACUCUCAUCUACCUCGGCCAUGUGCUGCACAUCGUGCGCAUGGAGGAGAAGAGACGGGAAAGGGAGGAGGACCUCCGAAAAGCUGUACGUCAUCAGGAGGACCAUGACCCUUUCUAUCUUAAUGGCGUCGGUGAUGGAGGGGGAGGAGGUGGCAGAAAGGAGAAACCGCCAAUCCGGGACGAGCACGGGAAGAUCCGGAUCCGCGGGGCCCUACUGAGGACCUAUAUCUUCAACAUCAUCUUCAAGACCCUGUUUGAGGUGGGCUUCAUCUUGGGGCAGUACUUCCUCUACGGCUUUCACCUCAAGCCACUCUACAAAUGUGGCCGCUGGCCCUGCCCCAACACUGUGGACUGCUUCAUCUCCAGGCCUACCGAAAAGACAAUCUUCAUCAUUUUCAUGCUGGUGGUAGGGUGUGUCUCUUUGGUCCUCAACCUACUUGAGAUCUACCACCUGGGCUGGAAGAAAGUUAAGCACGGAGUCUUGAAGGACUUCGCCCCUGACAGCCUGUCACUCAACGAGCCUGGAGACACGGAGACGAUUCCUGAACAGACCUCACCCCCAGGGCUCGAGCGUUUGCCAGUCUGCUCUAAUGUGUGUGCGGCGAGGGGCGAAGCAGCUGAAGGAGGAACUUACAGUCCAACUGGAGCCUCCCACACGGUGAUCUCCUUAAACCCGGACAUGGCUACCGUACCUUUGUCUGAAGAACUUAAUGUAGAUGGUGCUUUCCACCAAAGCGACUUCCUGAUGGAGUCGACGCCUGCUUCUGUCUACAGUGAGAGUGAAGAGAGCCAUGGCCACCUUGUGGAGAUGCGGCAGAAUUGGAGAAACAUGGCUUUGGAGCUUCAAAAUCUAAACGAGGAAGAUUCCUCCAAAUAUCCCCUUCCUCGUCCUUCUCCGUACCCUUCUACCCCUUCCUCCUCCUCCUCCUCCCAGGAGGAGGCGGCGCGUCUGGAAGAGAAGCGACGCUCCAUGUUUCCAACGCUUCCUCGCAACACACCUCUUUCUCCGCUCGCGCCUGAGGAGAGCGCACUCGCCGCUGCGCCUAGCAUCGAAUCACACGACGACUUCACGGUGAUAACAAGGGCGGAGAUGCAUCAGCCUCCCGCUGCGGCAGGGACGGAUUUCAGGAGGCAGGGAAGCAAGAGCAGCUGUGCCCGAGCUCGCCCCGACGAUCUGGCCGUGUAGCUAAAAUGUACACACUCGCACAUUUACAAAACGUUGCACAUGUGCUUCUCCCUUACCCAUACACACACAAAACCAAACUACAGUACGUUCUGCAGCUUAAAUCUAGCUUAUUUCAUUCAGGAAGCGAAGGAGGGUCAUUAAAAAACACCAUGUAUGAGAGGAACGUUGGAACAUUGAUAGCAUUCUCAUGUCUGUGUGUAAACUAUAGAGAUUUGGUUCAAUAUCAUUGGAAAU